Diaporthe batatas is the source of this 1229-nucleotide messenger RNA. RefSeq lists its product as uncharacterized. The transcript has 2 exons. The record is from RefSeq and is a predicted model, not a curated record. The coding region runs from base 150 to 1040 and encodes 296 amino acids. NCBI's taxonomy places the organism in Eukaryota, Fungi, Ascomycota, Sordariomycetes, Diaporthales, Diaporthaceae.
GUCGUCGAGUGUGACUAAUCCAUGUUGACCUCAAGUCCUCCAGGGCCAACAAGCGUGAAACGUUCCCCUCCUAUUUGUCUUGAGGGCUCACACAAAUCCCGAGAGAACAAGUCUUGAGAUACGAUAACACUGUAAUUGGAUGUCCAAUCAUGUCGGGAUUCGACUUUCGGGAUGCUGAGAUUCUUGACUGCCCCGUCUAUCAAAAGAGUGGUCUCGAGAUCACGAUCCUGACUGCCGACCACCGGCACCCCUGGGAUGGCAUCGAGAUAAGUAAGGGGCAGACCCCAGAGAAAAACCCAGAGGUCCACGAAAAUACGGAUCCGUGGAACACAAAAGUUCUCGGCUAUGUCCGUAAGCCAUCAACAACACGGGACCCGGGGCCCAUUGUUGCAAACUGCGAGGCAUUCUUGGUGAAGCGCGACCUGAUCAUCCAUACCGCUGACGAAUACAGCGAGUUCUACAACCUCAUUGACCGAAAUAGCCAGGUUCUGGGCUGGCUUGGUCAUGAGAUCUUCGACUCAGAAGGCCGCCUCCGAGCGGCUUUCAAGGGACAGGGCAUUUGGGGGGCCGACAGCGAUGAGUCUUGGAUCCUAAUGAUCACCAAGAUUCUGGUUGAUCAUAAGUUACAGCACCAAGGGAUCGGGAGAGAAUUGGUUGGAGCAUUGCUUGGCCAGGUCCUGCUCUGGGCGGCGCAGCAAAACCCUCCACGCGCCGUGCUGACGAUCGCGGAGCCUAGUGUGCUCCGAGAGGAGAGAGAAAGAUUCCAGCGGACACAGCGACAAUCUCCAGGAGACAUUGCAAACUUUAUAGAGAGUUCUCUAGAGCGGGCAAAGAAAUUUUGGCGAUCUUGGGGCUUUGUCCAACUCGGCGACACGAAAUAUUUUGGUUGGAGACGGCCGGCGGUACCCGAUCCAGCUCUACAGCUGCCACCUGUACAAGGGGGCAAACGAUGGGAUGAAAUGGCUGCGGAUUUGGAAAUUUUAUUUGGUGGUGAAGCGGAGGCGAGGCGUGAUUUCUACCGGGCACAACACACGCAAUGAUCUUCAUUCAAAUCACAGUGCAUCUACUGCGGGCAACUUGAGCAAGGCAGACGGCGUCAGCACCCCGACGUAGCUUUUGUUUGGCUUUUGCGAACACCUUCAGGCAGGGAGCAAGUCUCGCACUUAAAUCGUGAAUCAAAUCUCCACAGGUUUGUAUCUCUUCAUGAGUACCAUCGUACUCAAUGGUCG